Molecule: messenger RNA, 1788 nt
Organism: Glarea lozoyensis ATCC 20868
Lineage: Eukaryota; Fungi; Ascomycota; Leotiomycetes; Helotiales; Helotiaceae
Product: Mannose-binding lectin
Exons: 4
Coding region: 1-1788 (595 amino acids)
Molecular function (GO): protein binding
Source: RefSeq, a predicted model, not a curated record
AUGUUUAACCAGGAUCCUGAGGAUGAUCGAUGGGGUAUUCCGUUCCACGCGUCUUGCUGGUCUCUUUUGGAAAGGGUUUAUGGCCCCGAUGAAAUUCCUAGCGCGGCUCUUCUCGAAAUUUGCAAGUCACUUCCCCUACCACUGCUAGGAGAUUGCAUCGAUUGGGGUCAUGAUUUUGAAGGAUUAUUUCGUCCAGAUGACCAGGUGCGCUAUCCUUGGGAGGAUCGAUCAAUCACCCUGGUGGACGCGGACUCCCCUAUAGGGCGUUCUGCACGGAAUGAUCCCUACAAUGUCCCAGAGAUUGCACAACUCUUGGGCGAGAAUCCUCAAGCCCCGCCGGCUUCAAAUCUACUUGAACCGGCUAAGGUUGCCAACGACUGUUUCGCAGCGCUUCCAGAAGAUGUUUGCUUCAUAAUCGCAUCAAACAUGCCAACUGUGGACGCUCUAAAACUCCGUCACGCAUCAGCAUCCUUUUGGCCUAUAUUCCGCAGCCAGCAGUUUUGGGGUUUGAAAUUCAAGGCGUCUGGUGAGCGCUCAUGGCUUUGUGAAUCACAGAAAUUGGACAAAUCCUACAAUUGGUUGUGGUUGUAUCAUCGCACGAACAGAGCUCAGCGCAGCGAAAAGUUGCAAAAUCGGAGAAGGAUUUGGAAAUUGGUGGAGCAGAUACGUGAGUCACUGGACUUCGAGCGAACAAACUUACCUCUCACUUUUUGUUCCGAUCCAAACCUAGCCAACAUGCGGUGGCUUGAAGUAACUGGCGAUAUAAGGCCCGAACGUGAAGAACCAUAUACUGGUUUCUUUGAGGGUUGUCGUUUGUUAUACGAGCAACAGACAUCAAUCCAUCCGUCUCUGUCUGAAAUCGAGUUUUCGUUUGUGCCGCUAGGUAGUGUGAGUUACGUUGCCGGAAUAAGACUCCUCUCCAGCUCAUGCGAAGCCAUACAGCUGGGCUAUAGGGCGCAUAGAAGUGAGCGCGUUAAUAUUAAAUCCUUGAUUGGGUUCAACUUGGUUGUGGGAUCCAGAGGUAUACAAGCCGUCCAGUGCAUUGUUAACAACAGUGAGGUGUCUAAAUGGUUUGGCUGUCUAAGUGACGCUCCAACAACGAGACGUUUAACUCUUUCUGCUCCUAUAACCGCAGUGAAGGCGGGAUUUGAUGGUUGCAAGAUGAUUAGUCUGGCAAUUGCAGAUAGCUGUUCACGUGAUCCCGAGAAUGAAUCAUUACGAGAUCUCGCCAUGUGGUAUCCCAGCGUGCCCCCGAUCAAUCUGCACUUACAUGAGGCUUGUUUUGAGGCUCGGAAGUCUGCAGUGAAUAGGUUUCAGCCUCUAUGCUGGACCUUGUUUGGAGGGCAUGGAGGGAAAUAUCUUCAAUCCUUGACUGGUGUUACCGUAACCUACAGAGCUCGGGUCUCUGGUGUCGAGUUCAACUACAACACCGAACAAGUCCCGGCAGAAUGUCGUAAAGUCGGCCGGUAUAGGCCUCAUACGUUUGACACGGUUUCUUAUUUUCCAAUUGAUGGCGCCGGAGGGGAAUACAUUGACACCAUUCAUCUGUUCAGGACAUUUAGUAGUGGCGCAGAGAUGUACUGGUACCAGAAAAUCGGAAAGUUAAAGUCGUUCAAGAUUUCGACAAAUCGUGGAAGAUCGUGCCACUUCAAUCAGCGGGAUUCUGGACGUGUGGGGGAGUGUGUGACUCUGGUUCCAGGGACCACAGUCACUGGUUUUUAUUGGAGUCAGCGUGAGAGUCACAUUACAGAUCUUGGCGUCAUCUCGGAAACCAUUGACCAAAAAUGA